Messenger RNA from Sorghum bicolor (sorghum), 1224 nucleotides. RefSeq names its product mitochondrial import inner membrane translocase subunit TIM17-3. Gene Ontology annotation, cellular component: TIM23 mitochondrial import inner membrane translocase complex; mitochondrial inner membrane. The transcript has a single exon. The record is from RefSeq and is a predicted model, not a curated record. Gene Ontology annotation, biological process: protein import into mitochondrial matrix. Bases 397 to 924 code for a protein of 175 amino acids. Gene Ontology annotation, molecular function: transmembrane protein transporter activity. Lineage: Eukaryota; Viridiplantae; Streptophyta; Magnoliopsida; Poales; Poaceae.
UUUUUACUCGAUGUAGUUAAUUGCUGUCCUGUUCGGAUUUAGAAAAGGUGCGAUUUUUACCCUAUUUUUGUUGGACCCGUUGGGGAUUAGGACUCGUGUUCUUGCUCUGGAAGUUAGAAAUUGCUUGGGUUAGGCAACUGUUUAGUUCGCGAUCGUUUUGUUACAAAAAAAAAAAAUCCGAACCGGAUCCAACUAUAGAUUGUUAUAGCUUCCUAUUAGAAGAACGUGAUUGGUCUGGUUGUCCUAUAUAUUUUCUUUUCUGGUGAGCCUGGAUAUAGUAGAAUAGAAGGGACACCAGAGAUUUCCUUUUUGUCGACCCUUUGCCUGAGUUCUAGUUUUGCUCCUCCAUCGACAAGGAGCAGAAGCAGACCUUCAGGACGUCAAGCCGCAACUACUAUGGGGUCUCUUACGGAUAGGGAAUGUCCUUGUCCAGGCCGCAUCCUCACUGAUACAGGUUCCGCCUUUGCCAUUGGUGCUGUUGGGGGUUCUUUCUUCCACUUUGUCAAGGGUCUCCGCAAUGCACCUACUGGUGCACGAUUUACUGGUGGCCUGGAGGCUGUGCGCAUGAACGCACCACGUAUUGGUAGCAACUUUGCUGUUUGGGGAGGCCUGUACUCAGUAUGUGAUUGUACUCUCGUGUAUGUGCGUCAGAAGGAGGAUCCCUGGAACUCAAUUCUUUCUGGUGCGGCCACUGGUGGCAUCCUUUCUUUGCGUCAGGGAUUUCGCUCAGUUAUUCGUUCAUCCAUGCAUGGCGCAAUUUUCUUCGCUCUCGUAAAUGGAGCAAUUAUCACGACACAACAAUCUCAACCUCUAUCUACGCCAGUUGAUGUUCCAGCUGUCACCCCUGUGGAGAUAUCUUCUUCUGAAGCAAUCACACCCGUGGAGACAUUUGAAAAGGAAAGUGGAAGAGGGAAUCACAAAUAGAAUUAGCGGCAGCGAGACUGGUAUUUCCGAGACUUAUUAGAAGGAGCCCAGCAUGGCAGUGCCAUCGUUUGAGUAUAAGUAGAUCCAUUGAUGGACAUGGGAUUUUUCUCAGCUGCCAGGGUUUAUUGGCUCAUUGCUCUUUUGUCGCUGUUCCUUUUUAAAAUGUGUACCUGGAUUUGUAUUGGAUUAUUGUUUUUUUUAAUUUAUUAACUUACUAGUAUCGAAACCAAGGGCAGUGUCAGGGAAGGUAGAAUGAUAAUAGUUUCUUGUUAUAUGAAUUCAAUUCAGGUCAUUACAUGA